Molecule: messenger RNA, 793 nt
Organism: Helianthus annuus (common sunflower)
Lineage: Eukaryota; Viridiplantae; Streptophyta; Magnoliopsida; Asterales; Asteraceae
Product: calcium-binding allergen Ole e 8
Exons: 1
Coding region: 72-581 (169 amino acids)
Molecular function (GO): calcium ion binding
Source: RefSeq, a predicted model, not a curated record
AUACGCGGCUCCCACUUGUAUAUUUCUUCCCAUCAUCUUCAACCUCUCUUCUUCAACACUCCCAACCAACAAUGUCAACACAACCCAUUACACCCUCACUCUACUUCCCCAAUGUCGACGACAUCAAAAAGGUCUUCAACCGCUUCGACACCAACGGCGACGGCAAGAUCUCCGGCACCGAGCUCAUCCACGUCAUGAAAUCCCUCGGCUCAACAACCACCGACGAAGAAGUCAACCAAAUGAUGAAAACCAUCGACACAGACUCCGACGGUUUCAUAAACCUCGAAGAGUUCGCAGGUUUCUGCAGAGCAAACGCCGGUGAAGAAGGUGAAGGAGCAAAGGAGCUUCGUGAAGCGUUUGAGAUGUACGAUUUGAACAACAACGGGUUGAUAUCGGCGAGUGAGUUGCACCAGAUCUUGGGGCGGUUGGGGGAGAGUUGUACGGUGGAGGAUUGUGUGAAGAUGAUUAAGUCGGUGGAUUCGGACGGUGAUGGGUGUGUUAACUUUGAUGAGUUUAAGAAGAUGAUGAUGGCCAGUGGUGGAGGAUCUAACGGUGAGGGUGCAUCGUCUGUUGCAGUUUAGCCUUUGGUUUUGGGUUUAAAUAAGUUUGGGUUAGUUUAUGAUUUUAGUUUGGCUUAAUAUUGUUGGGUGGUUUGUCUUCGUUGACUGCGGGGAAUAUUACUACGCUGGUUGGAAGGCUUUGUGCCUGUUGUGUUUCUGUCUCACUAUAAGGGAGUUCCCAAUAAACGAAACGUACCUUUCAAAAAAAUAAAAUAAACGCAACUUUUACCUUU